AUAUUUUAAGAUAUUUAUUUUGACGCAAUAACACUGACAAACGGAAUAAUUAUUCAAAUAAACAUUGAUAUUUAUCAGACAAAUAGAUCAUAUCAAGACAUUGACAUAUAGGGAACUUACUGCGCUGUUUGUAAUAAAUUACAUAUUACUAAUUGUUAUUAUAUACAUGUACAAAAAAAUGUACUUGCCAUCUACAGCGCAAUAAAUUUCUUUGCUAAAUGUUCAAGUGGUCAAAUGGUGUCAGGCGAAAAUAUGACACACAUAUAAUCCGUGGGUCGGACAAAUUAGUCACUGUUAUUUUAUGGCUUAGAAGUAUACAUAUAGAAAUGACAGCUGUCCACUGGUUACUAUAUCUACUCUGGGUGACUAUUACAGUAACGUCCGGUGCACCUGCACUCAAGACGAACUCUACCGCUGGCCGUGGUAACGUGCCAUCCAAACCAAAUGUACCACCGAUUAUUAAACAAUGUUUCUAUGAAGGAAGAUGGUUUCCGGCGGGCACCAUUGUAAAUGCCGGGAGAACAGGGGAUUGGUGUUUUGGCUCUUACUGUGAUAUUGAUGGACUUAUCAAACACUGGGACGACUACAAUUGUCCCCCACCAGAUAAAAAUAAUCCCAAUCCGCCAUUUCCUGAUCUGAAGAAACUUCAGCAACAAAAGCAGACGACAACAACUACAACAACAACAACAACAACUCCACGCCCAACGAGGCCACCGACUAUAGCGCCACGAACAGCACCGGCUGGAUUCUGGUUCCCUACAACGACGCAGCCGUUUAAUUUUAAUUUCGAUCAGAUGGGUUGCUUCUACCGUGGAGAAUUUUACUGGGCCGGACAAGAUAUUGUGAACAGGCGUCGUGGUCGCAUGUGUAUGGGAACUUACUGUGAUUUCAACGGAGUUUUACGACAUUGGAGAGAUGACUGUAGAUAUACAUUACCACCCCCGACACGCCCACCUCCGACACGCCCAAGCCGAAGGCGCCCACAGUCUGGUCCCGUAGAAACCUAA
Messenger RNA from Mercenaria mercenaria, 1007 nucleotides. RefSeq lists its product as uncharacterized. The transcript has 2 exons. The coding region runs from base 219 to 1007 and encodes 262 amino acids. Lineage: Eukaryota; Metazoa; Mollusca; Bivalvia; Venerida; Veneridae. The record is from RefSeq and is a predicted model, not a curated record.